AAAAACGUGCAUUUAUAGGUACUUAGUUAUAUGGUAAAACGUUUUCUUUUACGUUAAUCGUCGACUCGUGCUCAUGUGCUUAAGUACACGCGGUGAAAGUUUCGAUGAUGUUUUAAGUAGCCAAGUUUGCACUCUUAUCUUAGGUUCGCAAAAAAGACAGUAUAUGUGUUAGUGAUUAAGUAAUAUAUUUUUUUCUGCAAAGUGUACCGAUCUGUAACACGGAACAUUAGCGCACACGGUAUUUUAUUUUAUUGUUGCACCCGAGUAUGGCGAACAUUCAUCAUGAUCUCGUUCCAUGCUUAGCUAAAACAAAACACUUUCACCAUUCAGGCCGUGGGCGUACUUACAAAUUAACACACCAGCCAUCAUGAGUCUAUAAAAAUCUACCUAUCAGUCGUUACUCGUUGUCAUUGCUGUCUGAAAGAAGAAAAAGAGGCAGAUCUUUUGUUGUUGCUGCAACAACAACAGCAGCUUCUUGCCUGCAGUUUAUUAACAUGAGUAGCCAGUAUCUCUGAAGUGUUGGUAUCAAUUUUUCUCAAGAUGAUCAUCGAGGACAAGCCUUUUCCGUUCCUCGUGACUCACGUCGAAGCGGAUGGACUCUUUCUUAAAAUCUGGGCACAGACUGACGAGUCCAUAGUCCAAUCGGUGAACGCCAUCCUCAACGAAAUCCAGGAUCAGCUUGGGUAUGCCAUCAGCGGAGUGAACUCACUAAGCAGCUUUCCACCCAAUACGCGCUGCUGCGCCCGGCGUUCCAACAGCUCCGAAUACUACCACCGAGCAAAGGUCAUUGGUAUACGCUCGGAUGGCAUGCUCAAGCUGCACUUCAUCGACUAUGGUAUAGUCAACUUCGCGCCCCUGAACAGCGUCCGGCUGCUCGACGGCAUCUCAGAGGCCAACUACCUGUUCUCGCUACCCGAUGCCGCUAGCCCUUUCAUUCUAGGUGAAGUCGGACCUAUUAAUAAUCAUUGGCAUGAAGACGUAGUUUCGGCAAUCAAUUCAAUUCUGGUUAGCAACCAAUAUGUUGGCACGUACCGAACUGUGGGCCUAUAUAGAGUCAUCAGGUUUAACGCCUUUGGCGACGACUUCAGUAAAGUCUUGGUCAGAAAAAACAUGGCUCUUUACAACCCAUUUACCCCGCAAUCUGUACAGUCACCGAUUCCUGCACAAUCAGUGCGACAAAGUCACCCUGUCAAAGAGAACUGGAGAACGCCUGCUCCUCAGAUUAGUGCUGCCUCUACUGUUAGUCCCACUGCUAUGCCAAUUCAAAAAAUAAUCAAGACUAACGCCUUUAAGGCUAUUCAAUUAGAAAUCAACUCUGUGCACGACGUUAAAGUUUCAUACGUCGAAAAUGGUCCAUGCAAAUUUUCAGUCCAGCUUCUGUCAUCCAUACGUUAUCUUGAUGCCAUGAUGACAAAGAUCAACUCUCAACAUCAUCUUCCUCUGCAAGAGCCACCUAUUGCUGGAGCAGUUUGUUUGGGAAAACAAUCGCAAACGAAUAGGCUUUGUAGAGUUGUAUUGAAUUCUCCUGGGGACACUUCGUGCAAGGUUUAUUUUGCUGAUUACGGACAUCAUGAAGUUUUGCCAUAUUCCAAUAUUUAUCACAUACCAGAUGAAUUCGCAGUGCCCAAUGUUUUUUCCAUAAGAUUUACCUUAAGUGGAAUUACGAAUUGGACUGUUUCUGAAGAAAUGAAAGAUUACUUUGCUGGUCUAGUCAGCGACGAAAACUUGACGCUUGUAGUCUGCAAAGGUCCGAUGUCGCCAUUAACUCAGUAUUGUGAUUUAUUUUUAAAAGGAAAGUGCAUCAGGGAUAUAUUGUGUCAAAAUUUUCCGGAUCAAUGCAGAACGACAUAUCGUGAUCCAAAAAAUUUACAGAAAGGAUCAACUGAAAAUGUUUUUGUAACAUAUGUAAUUGAUCCUACCAAGUUCUUUGUUCAACUUGAAAGUGAUGCUAAGUUGUUGGAUGAAGUCUUGGAUCAAAUUGAACGGUAUGCUCGAACGGCUGAAAACAUAAGUCCUUCCCAAAUCUACAAUGGCAUGCCUUGUAUUGCUCUUUACGAUGGUGAUCAUAGAUGGUACAGAGCCUCUGUUUUGGAACUUGUCCAAAACAACCGAAUCAAAGUUUUUUAUGUCGAUUUUGGUAAUGAAGAAAUCGUUUCAAUAAGUAGUUUGCGAGCAAUAUCGAAACACUUGAUUGACAUACUUUCAAAGCAAGCCAUCAGAUGUUGCUUAUGUGGUAUUCAUACUCAGUUAGUUAAUCAAGAACUAGUGAAAAAUUUUAAAGCUGUAGUACUUGAAGAGCAUUUAAGUAUGACGAUUCAGGAUAUUGUUUCUGGUGUUGUCUUAGUGCAUUUACAUGAUAGAAUAAAUGCACCAGGUACUACUGGAAAAAAUAUUCACAAACGAUUAGAAGAAUUUAAAGCAAUUGCUAUGCAAAGCCAAACGUGUACUAUCUCACAAUCCAGAACAGAAAAUGACAAUCGGAGUAAAAACAUCGAAAAUUAUGAAAGUGCUACGAGUGCAACCCAUAAGGAAAACGGAAAUGAAGAACUAUAUAGAAACAGAAGCGAUAGCGGUUACGGAAACGAUCUUCAGAAAAAUCGAUUUGAUAAAGAAGUCAACAACAAAUCAGAACGGUUUGGUCAAGUUAGCAAUAGAUAUGGCAGAAGUGGCGAUAUUCAGGACGUCCCGAAUCAUAGGCCAAAAGAUUAUGGAGCCAAUGAUCAAUCAAACAGAGGUCUUGCCAGUAAUAACUUUAACUCCGGAAGGCCUGCCAAAGAAAAUCAGAGCAAUAAGCCGAAUCUAUCAGCUCGCUUUGACAGGAACAUUACUUCUGAUAAAAAUGAAAGCGACAAAGACUCUGAUACCUCAUCGCGUAGCGGCAGUCGAAGAAAUAGCAGACCUCAAAACCGAAAUGUUCCAGAUGAACAACGAAAACGUUUCACGUCUGGGAGAUGGGAAAAUGAAGAAGAUACAACCAGUAACAUAAAUCACAGCAAUGAUGAGAAUACGAGCAUCACUGACAUUAAGUUAAUGAACGACUCAUCGAAAAUGCCUACAGCAGUUAUACCACGACAAUUAACGUCCACACCAUUUUCUAAAAUUCCACCCCCAAAUAUCACGGUUGGAGCAGUCAAAAGUUGUGAAUUGGUUCAUUACUGUGAUCCAUCAAAUUUUUAUGUGCAGUUGUGCCCGGAUAAUGAAGAUUUACAUGAAAUGUCUGAUAAAAUUCAAGCUGCUUAUAGAAACAGUGACAAGGCAUUACCGUCGUCUGAAAUUAAAGUGGACUUACAAUGCAUUGCUCAAUACUCAAAAGAUAAGCUCUGGUAUCGUGCUAUUGUUAGAUCUGUUGAUUCUAGAUCUGUUGCUACUGUUCAUUUUGUAGACUAUGGAAAUGCUGAAGCAGUUGGCUUUGAUAAAAUUAGACAAAUCGAAGCAGAAUUUUUAAAAUUACCUGCUCAAGCUGUACAUUGUAGACUAUUUUGCCCUUCUAAAUCUGAGUGGUCAAGUGAAGAAAGUUAUACUUUAGAAUGUGAACUGGAUGAUAAGCCAUUUGAAGCUGAGUUUGUCAAAGAAGAUAAUGGAAUAUAUGAAAUUUACAUAAAAGAACUCAAGUCCAUCCAACAUUUAAAUGACUUGUUUUCUAAAAGUUUGAAUACAAAAGAUGAAACAGAACCCACACGUGGAAAGGGAAGAGAUGCAGGAGCUGAUCUAAAAUUAGUUAUUCCUAAAUAUGCUGCUUUGAACGAAAAAUGGUUAAAUAAUAAGCUUGACGUGGGAAAAAAGUAUGACGUGUUUCUCGCAUGGUACAUCAAUCCAGAAAAUUUUUAUUGUCAUCUUGAAAGUCAACAAAAAGAAUUUCGUAACAUGAUGAAAAACAUCCAAGACUUUUACGCCCAUGCGCAACCCGUGCAACAACCUCUCGAAGUUGGUUCUUCUAUAAUAGCAAUCCUUCCGGAUGACGGAGUGUUGUACAGGGCUGAAAUUUUAGAAAUUAAUAAACCAAGAGGCCACGUCGUUCAAUACAUUGAUUACGGAGAUAAGGGACUGGUGGAUCCUAAAAAAAUAUAUCCAGUUGAUCAAAGGUUUCGAACUCUACCAAGACAAGCCAUUUUUUGUAGUCUAAAAAAUAUCGCACCUCCAUCAGGCUUUGAAUGGACAGAUCGUGCAGAAAUUCGUCAAAUCUUUAGCUCUGAAAAAUUUGAAUGUAUCUUUCACGAGCUUAAAAAUGAGAAACAUUUUAUUUCACUGACAGCCAAUAAUGUCGAUGUUGCUGGUGCCUUAGUUGAGAAAAACUUGGCCAAAUUUUCACCUACAAUUUCAAAUGAAAUAAUUAGUGACGUUGUAAAAGAUAAUGUUAAAAAACAAGAAUUACCAAGAAUCGAUAUACAUCUGCUCGAAGGACAAACAUUGUUUGUGAGGGUAUCAAAUGUUGAAGGUGUCUCCAAAUUUUAUGUUCAGUUUUAUACAGCAGAAACUUGCCAAUCAUUUGUGAAUGACUUUAUGACUGAAAACGAUCCUAAGGUGAUGCCACACUUGUUAAGUCAUGAGGUAUGUAUUGGUGCGGGCUGUUUGAUUUUUUAUAAAGGAAAAUGGAGACGAAGUGUAGUCAUAAAAUGUAAUAAAUCAAACUAUGAAGUACGAUUCAUCGAUACUGGAGAACACGAAAAAUGUGCAUUACAUAGUAUGUUGGGAUUACCAGGGCAACUUGCAUUGAUGCAGAAUCAAGCAAUAGAGUGUCGUCUUUUUGAUGUGCCACUGUCGUCAAAAGCAGACGAUUUGUUAAAAAAGACUGUUACUGGUAAAGACGUCAAAAUAUUCGUUGAAAAAGUCGAAUUCAAUGGGCUUGUAGUUCGAUUAUUCGACUUGAAUGGUGACAAGAUCAAAGUGCACGACAGUCAAAAUACUGAAAAAAUAAACCCAGUCUGUAGUAUGCAGAUUUUGACCUCCACACAGGAGGUCUCGGUAAAUUAUAUUAAAAACUCGAGUAGCGUAUGGCUUCAGAGAGAGGCAGAUAUUGCUGCAGAUCAGCGACUCCUCGACGACAUGUACGAGUACUAUUCAAAAAUGGAAAACGAACAGUCAACAGAAAUCGCUGUAAAAGAGAAUGAAAUGUAUGCCGCUUUGAGUAUUGACCUAAAUUGGUAUCGAGUUAAAGUGAACAGUUUAAAAGAAAUCGAGAAGAUGGCCUCGGUUACCUUAAUCGAUUACGGAAACACCGAAGAUUUGGCCCUGAGUAACUUCCGUAAGCUGGAUAAACGGUUUUAUCUGCCGCACCAAUUGGCAGUCGAAGUGUCGUUGACCGUAAAAAUUCAAGGCACUGACGAGGAGCAACGGAAAAUUCUCGAUCCAUUUUUCGGAACGAAUAAAGUAUUUUUGGCCACAUUUUACAACGUCAACCGAAAAUGGGUGGUCGAGCUAAGUGAGGAUGGCAAAAAAGUAAGCGAACAGCUGGUAUCGCUGAAAGUUGUCGAGCAUGGUCCCAAGGUGCCGCAGUUCGAAGAAUUGCACAAGCAUUUGCCUGAUAUGCGAGUAGGUGAGCGAUACAAAGUAUUUGUCACGCACGUGGACAACCCUAGUCAGUUAUGGCUCCAUAGAGAUGAGGACAUCGAUUCCCUUGACGAAAUGCAGAGACAGCUUCAGGAAUAUGCAGCUGUAAUAGUAGAUAAAUCCGAUGGUUCUACGGUCCCUCAUCUAGAAGAAAAAUCGCUCUGUCUAGCCUUAUACACCUUCGACAAUCAGUGGUAUAGAGCAGAAGUGAUUGACGUAGCUCCAGAAGAAAUAGUAACUGUUCGUUUUAUCGAUUACGGUAACACAGACGUCAUUAACCACAGUGGAAAAUGCUUACUACCACUGUCCGAGAAGUGGAAAUCUAUAAGAAGAUACGCGAUUCCAUGCAAACUCGAUUUGUUACCAGUGAACGCUGCUGAUUGCUGGAGCGAGGAGGCGUGCAAGAAAACAUCAGGGCUUCUACUAGACGACAAACUGAUGGACAAGCCAAUUGAAACUCUAAUUAUCUCCGACAAAGCUCCGAUGCGCAUUGACAUAUUCUUGCCCGAUGAGCAGAGUAUCUGCAAAACGCUGAUCGACGCGAAACUUGCUGUCAGUUGUGAAAGUGAAUCACUGCCAAAAGUAUCGACUGGCGGACCCGUUGCACAAGAUGGGGAUGAGGAAGACGAAGAGGUACAGCUGGAUCCACGUUCAGCAUUUACCAGCAGCAUUGUUUCGGUCGACGAAUUUUGGAUGCAAGAAGAAAAGUUGGUCAAUGAUCUGGAAAGAAUGGAGGAUAGACUCAUGAUGGCGACAAUGUUCCCCUCGCUCACUGAGAUCAAAGAGGGUCUCUUGUGUGUCGCUAAGUUUUCCGUUGAUGGUUUGUAUUACCGAGCGACCAUUCUGUCGCAUGAAGAUGCAGGAACGAGAGUCCGCUACAUCGACUACGGUAAUACCGCAUUUAGCGAUGACCUCCGAAUUAUUCCAGAUGAUUUGGCCAAGUUUUGCCCACUCGCACGCAAAUGCCGGUUAGCUAAACCGGACGGAGUUGAAAAUUGGCCGAAUAAUAUAGACAAGAAAUUUAUCCAACUAUCGGACGAGGGUGCUACUAUUUUUUUGCUAGAUGUCAUAGAAGAGGGUGAAACUUGCCUUGUCAAAUUGACUCUCGAUUCAAAGGACGUUGCUUUGGAGUUGAUCAAACUGUGUGCUGAAGCUCAUCAAGUGGAAGAUGAGGUCGUUGCCGUUAAAGAAGAUGUCACGGUUACUGCUACAUCAGUACCCGCGAACGAGACGACGGAAGAACGGCUUUCUCCCAUUGGUCAAGAGAACUCUGUUGCUAACGAUAUAUGCAUUAUCACUCAUAUAAUCUCACCAUCUGAGUUCUGGAUUCAAAAGACUAAACACUUUCCCCAGAUAGAUGGCAUUGCUGAAAAAAUGGAGAAUUUUGAAAGCUUUGCCGUUGUGUCGAAAAUUGAAAAAGGAAAAAUUCUUGCAGCUAAAUUCGAUGUAGAUAACUUGUGGUACAGAUCCAAAGUACUGAUGCAAAAUGAAAAUGGCACCGAAGUUUUGUACAUAGAUUAUGGUAAUUCAGCAGUUAUCGAAUCACGAUCGGAUUUACGUGAAUUACCAGAAGAGCUUGCUCAAUUGCCUGCGCUGGCCACUUGUUGUUGUUUGAAAUUAACCGCAGAUUUUGAAGAGUGGCCUAUGGCAGCUUGUAAUAAAUUGAAAGAAUUCAGCCUAGAGGAAACGGAAUUACAGCUCAAAUUUUUGUCUUCAGUUAACCAACCUGGACCAAUCGAAGUAUCUUUAUUGAUUGAAAACCAAGAUAUCACUGAAAUUUUACUAAGUGCGGAAAUUUUAAAUACAGAACUGAUUCAUGGUGCUGUUGAUAAAAGUUCAAAAUAUUCAGAUGAAAAAAAUCUCUCGAACGAUAGUGCUAUCACUUCUGAAGGACAAACUGCAAAAACAAUUAACAAUUUUAGUAGCACAAUCAGUAGUACCACUACUGAUAGUUCAAGUUGUACAACUUCUGCAGUUGCUGUUAGUCAACAUUUAAAAGACUCUGUAAACUCGAAUUUGACACGUGAUAGUGCAGUUGACUCUGAUAAUUUGCACGUAACACCAGAAAUUUAUGGAGAUCUGAUUAAUUCAAAUAGUGAAUAUGUUUUAUAAAAUAUUAGCUAAACAUAAAAUUGUAAUUUACCUCGUAUCAUAUUCUGAUGAAAAUGCUGCAAAGUUCAAAUUUCAUACCGCGCUGAAAACUGUGAUGAUGUAUUGGUAUCAGACAGUGCUUCUUUUCUAGUGCUAUAGCAGUAAAUAAUUGUGAAGUUAUCAACGCCAAAAAUUGCGUAAUAAGUAAAAGGGAGCAUUUCAAUAUCUCUUGAUGCAAGUUUCUUUUUAUUAUUUCAGCAUGCAUUUUUAUUUUUACUAUUAUCUAUUGGUUACAUUGAUUUUUCUUAUUAACU
This is a messenger RNA of Copidosoma floridanum, 7952 nucleotides long. RefSeq names its product protein tudor. The record is from RefSeq and is a predicted model, not a curated record. Lineage: Eukaryota; Metazoa; Arthropoda; Insecta; Hymenoptera; Encyrtidae.